Colletotrichum higginsianum IMI 349063 is the source of this 1410-nucleotide messenger RNA. RefSeq names its product Glucose N-acetyltransferase. The coding region runs from base 1 to 1410 and encodes 469 amino acids. The record is from RefSeq and is a predicted model, not a curated record. The transcript has 3 exons. NCBI's taxonomy places the organism in Eukaryota, Fungi, Ascomycota, Sordariomycetes, Glomerellales, Glomerellaceae. Gene Ontology annotation, molecular function: glycosyltransferase activity.
AUGCAUGUUGCAUAUCAUCCCAUUGGCCGCCCUGACCGCCCGCUCAGAAAGCAUAUCCACACAGUCAUUACAUAUAUGUUGGGCGUAGACGCAUUGUACCAAACCCGCGCGGACAGAAAGUGCGACGGACCACGCUUACUUUUCUUCUCUCGUCCUCUCUUUCGUUUGUUGUUGUUGCUACUUGCUGUAGUUGUCGUUGCUCGUUCUGCAAAUCUGUCGAUGGCUCUUCAACUCCUUCGCUCGCAGUGGUCCUACUCCCAGGUCCCUGGGGACGACGUCGCCAGCCCUGGUCUCCCGUCGGCAAAGACUCGGCCGAGUCUGUCCGAGGUCAUCUACUCAAAGCGCUUCCGUUGGGUGGCGUCGGCCAUUGUCGGCCUGCUUUUCUUGGUCCUAGUCUUUCACAAUUCUGACCAGAUCUCGGCCAUACGGUCGUCUUCGUCCACCGCGUCGUCCCACCAAGACCAUGGGGAGUCAUCCCAGAUCAAGUCUCCGCCUGGACAGCACGAUGUCGACUGGUCUCGGUUCGCGUACGUGCAGUACGUCACCGACUCGCAUUAUCUCUGCAACUCCGUCAUGUUCUUCGAAAGGCUGGAACAUGUGCAGAGCAAAGCAGACCGCGUCCUGAUGUACCCGUCCACAAUGGUUGACCCCCAAGCGACAGAGGGGGGCAGACCCGACGCAGAUCUUGUGCUCCGCGCGAGGGACGCUUAUGGCGUCAAAUUGGUACCUAUUACUGUCCAACAUCGGCAAAGCGCAGAUCCGACGUGGGCGGAUUCCUUCACCAAGCUGCUUGCUUUCAAUCAGACUCAGUAUGAACGCGUCCUCUCUAUUGAUUCGGACUCUACCCUCUUGCAAAACGUCGACGAGCUUUUCCUUUUGCCGCCAACCCCGGUGGCCAUGCCCCGGGCCUACUGGCUUUAUCCGGAGAAGGAGAUCCUCUCUUCCCAGAUCAUGCUUGUAACACCCAGUGCCGCCGAGUUUGCUCGCAUCAAGGCAAAGAUCGACAGCGCUGGAGAGAAUGACUACGACAUGGAGAUCGUCAACACCUUGUACAGAGACAGCGCCCUGGUGCUCCCUCAUCGGCCUUACGACCUUCUCACGCGCACCGUAGCCGGCGACCACAUCAAGGAGUACCUUGGAAACGACCACGAGGCUUUCGAUCCGGUUGCCGUCUACAACGAGGCGAAGCUGCUCCACUUCUCCGACUGGCCGGUGCACAAGCCAUGGUUGUAUUCCCCGCCGGAGCUCAUGCAGGCCCAUCAGCCGAAAUGCAUCGUCAAAGACGAUGUCGAAGACUGCACCGCGAGGGACCUUUGGCUAGGAUUCUACACGGACUUUCGAGCCCGUCGAAAGCGAGUUUGUGAGGACCCCGCCGCUCUGAGGCCGAGGGGUGCUGGACGACGUUCGUAG